This is a messenger RNA of Closterium sp. NIES-67, 3348 nucleotides long. The record is from the annotation of a GenBank genome assembly. NCBI's taxonomy places the organism in Eukaryota, Viridiplantae, Streptophyta, Zygnematophyceae, Desmidiales, Closteriaceae.
GUUGUCUUGAAACAUUUCAGGACAACAAGAUUAUUAGUCGCCAUUUUGAUUUGUUUCCCUCGGGAGGCUUGCUGUUGCGUAGGCUAGCCCAGGAGCAGCGUAUCAGCUGCAGACUAUACAUCCGUCGCGUUUACAGCUGCGAGAUACGUGUGCUCUGCCAGCAGCUGCAAUGUCGAUCUCCGUGAAAGACCUCGAUCCCGCGUUCCAGGGUCUCAGCAACAAACCAGGGCUGGACGUGUGGCGUCUGGAUGGCGGUCAAGUGGUGGCCGUGCCGAAGGCCGACCAUGGCAAGUUCUUCACCAAAGACGCGUACAUUGUGCUCAAGACAUCGGGAUCGAAGCACGGCGGUGCGGUCACAUACGCCAUUCACUACUGGCUGGGGAAGUCGACGACUCAGGACGACGCGGCGCUGGCGGCGAUCAAGACGGUGGAUCUGGACGCGGCGCUGGGCGGCAAGGCGGCGCAGUACCGCGAGACGCAGGGCCACGAGUCGGACCUGCUGCUCUCCUACUUCCGCCCCUGCAUCAUCCCCACGCCCGGCUCCUGGGGGAAACCCGACGCCGAGGCCUCGCAGCCGCGCCUGCUGCAAGUCAAGGGCCGGCGGUUCAUUCACGUCAGACAGGUGCCGUUUGCCCGCGCGUCGCUGUCGCACUCGGAGAUCUUCGUGCUGGACACGCGCAGCAAGCUGUUCCAGUUCAACGGCGCCAACGCGAGCAAGCAGGAGCGCGUGAAGGGCAUGGAGGUCAUGCAGCUGCUGCAGGACACGCAGUAUGGUGGCCACGCCAGCAUCGCCAUCAUCGACGACGGCAAGCUGGACGACCCGGACUCGAACGAGUUUUGGGAGUUGUUUGGCGGCUUCGCGCCCAUCGCCAAGAAGAGCGCCAGCGAGGACGACGUCGAGGCCAAGCCUGUCCCGCCCACGCUCUACUGGGUGUCGGGCGACGGGCUGCAGGAGAUGGGGGCGGGCGCGCUGAAGAAGCUGCAGCUGGAGGGCAACAAGUGCUACCUCGUCGACAUGGGCCCCACCGUCUUCGUCUGGUUCGGCCGCAUCUCCUCCCUCGACGAGCGCCGCGCCGCCUGCAUCGCUGCCGAGACGCAGCUGGUGGUGGGCAAGAAGCCGCCGUCGGUGCACGUGGUGCGCAUGCCAGAGCGCUUCGAGCUGCCCGCCUUCAAGGCCUGCUUCUCCGACUGGCCCGUCGUGCCCGUGCUGGGCGGCGGGGAGGGCGGCAACAAGCUCAAAGCCAUGCUGAAGCAGAGCGGCGUGGUGGACAAGGCAGUGGCCAAGGGCGGUGCAGGGGGCGAUGAGGAGCACCCACCGCUGGCUGAGAUGCCGGGCGACCUCAAGGCGUGGCGAAUCACGGGCAGCACGAAGGCAGCGGUGGCGGCGGAGGAGGUGGGGAAGUUCCAUGCGGGCGAGAGCUACCUGGUGCAGCACACGUCCAUCCGCGACCGCAAGCACGAGUACCUGCUCUUCCUCUGGCUCGGCAAGGACACCGCUGCUGCGGAGCGCACAACAGCGACGGCCCUGGCUGUGCGAACCAUGGACGCCCUGCGAGGCAACGUCACUCUGGUGCGCGUGGUGCAAGGCAGGGAGCCCGAUCAGUUCCUCUCGCUCUUCAAGAAUCACCUGCUCUUCCUCAAGGGCAAGGCGGCAGGAGGGGGUGCGGACGCGUAUGAUGCGGCGGGCAUCGCGCUCUUCCGCGUGAGAGCGCGGGACAACGGGCUCAUCCUGGCCGUUCAGAUGGACACGGUACCCCGGUCGCUCAACUCAUGCGAGUGCAUGCUGCUGCAGACGCCUUCCAACCCCUUCCUCUGGGUGGGCAAGAACAGCUCCGAGGCCGACAAGGCCGCCGCCACCACGGCUGCUGAGAUCUUCAAGCCCGGGGUGGCGCUGAAGCAGCUGGCGGAGGGCAAGGAGACGUCGGUGUUCUGGGGGCACCUGGGCGCCAAGGGCGACUACCCCGCUGCCAGGGAGCAGCGCGAGGGGCAGAGGGACGCGCGGCUUUUCCACUACACCGGCACUGCAGCUGCUGCAAAGGUGGUAGAGGUGCCCAACUACGAGCAGGAGGAUCUCAUCAGCGAGGACGUGAUGCUGCUGGACACGCACACCGAGGUGUUCGUGUGGGUGGGGGUCAACUUGCCCGACAAGGAGAAAAAGGAGGCCUUCGACUAUGCACAGCGGUACGUGGAGCAUGCGGCGGGCAGUGAGGGGCGGUCACGGGACAGCACCAUCAUCCGCGUGGUGGAGGGCUUUGAGCCGCCCAUGUUCACCUGCCACUUCGCCUGGGACCCCACCAAGACCGCGGCCUUUGUGGACCCCCACGAGCGCAAGCUGGCGCACCUGCAGGGCAGGGAGGUGGAGCUGUCUGAUGCUGCCAAGCGCAAGUUGGCAACACUCGGUCUCGCAUCAUCCCACCCCGAUGCUGCUGCGGCCAGUGCUGCGGCUGCACCAGCAGAUGUUGAGCCUGCCCCAGCAGCACCGGCAGCAGAGGCGGCUGCUGCUGCUGCUGCCCCCACCCCCAAGGAGUCAGUUUCGUCUCAGAUGGCAGCAGCCAUGGCAGCCCUCAAGGGCAGCAUCAAGGGUGUCCCCACCAAGCCCGAACCUGCUGCUGCUGCUCCUGCUGCUGCCGCACCUGUUGCUCCAGUCACGCCCGAACCUGUUGCAGCUGCCGAGGCUGAGGCGCCCAUGUCUGCUGCUUCCCAGCGCGCUGCUGCUAUCGCUGCUCUCUCAGGCACUCUCACAGCAGAGAAGAGGAAGAGUGGAGGGGGAGCAGCGUACUCCAUCCCCAAGGCGCAAUCGCCAGCUGCCAUGGCCCAAUCCACGCCCGACCCUCAGCCUGCUGCCAGUCCCGCUGCUGCCACCCCCUCCUCCCCUGAGCCGGCCCCCAUCCCAGAGGGAGAUGAGCCCUCUGAUGUGUCGGGUGCAGAGGCCGCAGUGGAGGGGGCUGUGUACGCUCUGGAGAGGCUCACAGUCAACAGCACAGAUCCUGCUCCUGGCAUUGACACCAAGAAGCGAGAGGCCUAUUUGUCCGACGCUGAGUUCCAUGAGCUGUUUGGAUGUGACAAGGAGGCCUUCUACAAGCAGCCCAAGUGGAAGCAGGAUGCAAAGAAACGUUCACUCCACCUUUUCUAAGCACAGUAUUUCUACCUGAACUGGCCAAAACAGGGAAUGCAAAACGGCGUGUUUAUCCCCUGUAAUGCAUCUGUUUAGCUAGAUCGGAGAUGCUAGUGCCCUCCCCUACUUCUCCAGUAGUAUGUUAGGUACCUGCAUACAAGUUUAGGAAGUGUUCAUAUGCAUGGAGACUUGUUAUAUGAUACAGAUAAUGAUGAAAAUAGGUGCGUGCGAGC